Messenger RNA from Ochotona princeps (American pika), 2522 nucleotides. It is a transcript of the gene UFL1, whose product is annotated as UFM1 specific ligase 1. Gene Ontology annotation, molecular function: UFM1 ligase activity. Gene Ontology annotation, cellular component: endoplasmic reticulum membrane. The transcript is spliced from 19 exons. NCBI's taxonomy places the organism in Eukaryota, Metazoa, Chordata, Mammalia, Lagomorpha, Ochotonidae. The record is from RefSeq and is a predicted model, not a curated record. Bases 69 to 2450 code for a protein of 793 amino acids. Gene Ontology annotation, biological process: regulation of proteasomal ubiquitin-dependent protein catabolic process; response to endoplasmic reticulum stress; protein K69-linked ufmylation.
CGUCCGCCGCGGCCGCCGCUGGGCUGACGUGUCCGUUCCCCGUCAGCGUCUCGACGAGUCCGGCUGUGAUGGCGGACGCCUGGGAGGAGAUCCGGCGGUUGGCGGCUGACUUCCAGCGCGCGCAGUUCGCCGAGGCCACACAGAGGUUGUCAGAGCGAAAUUGCAUUGAGAUUGUGAAUAAAUUGAUUGCUCAGAAACAGUUAGAAGUAGUUCACACACUUGAUGGAAAGGAAUAUAUUACUCCAGCCCAAAUUAGCAAGGAAAUGAAAGAUGAGCUCCAUGUUCGGGGUGGCCGAGUAAACAUUGUUGACCUACAACAGGUAAUUAAUGUGGACCUUACUCAUAUUGAAAAUAGAAUUGGUGAUAUUAUUAAAUCAGAAAAGCAUGUUCAGCUAGUAUUGGGACAACUAAUAGAUGAGAACUAUUUGGAUCAUUUAGCAGAGGAGGUAAAUGAUAAGUUGCAAGAAAGCGGUCAAGUAACGAUAUCAGAAUUGUGUAAGACUUAUGAUCUUCCAGGAAAUUUUCUAACACAGGCACUCACUCAGAGAUUUGGUAGAAUUAUCAAUGGACAUCUUGAUCUUGACAACAGAGGAGUAAUUUUUACUGAAGCUUUUGUAGCUCGACAUAAAGCUCGCAUCCGUGGACUUUUCAGUGCUGUUACCCGACCUACAGCAGUGAAUUCUUUGAUUUCAAAAUAUGGAUUUCAAGAGCAACUUCUUUACUCUGUGCUUGAGGAGCUUGUCAAUAGUGGACGCUUGCGAGGCACUGUGGUUGGUGGAAGGCAAGAUAAAGCUGUGUUUGUCCCUGACAUCUACUCCAAGACACAGAGUGCUUGGGUGGAUUCCUUUUUCAGACAGAAUGGCUAUCUAGAAUUUGAUGCCUUGUCCAGACUUGGCAUCCCAGAUGCUGUUAACUACAUAAAGAAAAGAUAUAAGACUACACAGCUCUUGUUUUUGAAAGCGGCUUGUGUCGGCCAAGGACUUGUGGACCAGGUGGAAGCGUCAGUAGAGGAAGCUAUCAGCUCUGGAACAUGGGUUGAUAUUGCACCUCUGCUGCCCAGUUCUUUAUCAGUUGAAGAUGCUGCCAUGUUGCUUCAACAGGUGAUGAGAGCAUUCACCAAACAGGCACCAGCUGUUGUCUUUAGUGACACUAUUGUAGUUAGUGAAAAGUUUAUAAAUGACUGUGCAGAGCUGUUCAAUGAACUGAUGCACCAAAAAGCGGAAAAGGAAAUGAAAAACAAUCCUGUACAUUUAAUCACUGAAGAAGAUCUGAAACAAGUCUCCGUGUUAGAAAGUGUUAAUACAAGUAAAAAAGAUAAAAAAGACGAGAGGAGGAGGAAAGCAACAGAGGGUAGUGGAAGUGUGAGAGGAGGAGGUGGGGGCAAUGCCAGAGAAUACAAAAUUAAGAAAGUAAAGAAGAAAGGAAGAAAAGAUGAUGAUAGUGAUGAUGAGUCUCAGUCAUCUCACACUGGAAAGAAAAAGCCAGAGAUGACUUUUAUGUUCCAGGAUGAAAUUGAAGACAUUUUAAGAAAACAUGUACAAGAUGCUCCUGAGGAAUUUAUUUCUGAACUUGCAGAACACUUGAUAAGGCCUCUUAAUAAAAUUUAUCUCGAGGUAGUACGUUCAGUAUUUAUGUCUUCAACUUCUGCAUCUGGAACUGGCAGAAAACGCACCAUCAAGGAUUUGCAAGAAGAAGUUUCAAACUUGUACAAUAAUAUUAGAUUGUUUGAAAAAGGGAUGAAAUUUUUUGCAGAUGACACUCAGGCUUCCCUUACCAAGCACCUGCUGAAGACUGUGUGUACAGACAUCACCAACCUCAUUUUCAACUUCUUAGCUUCAGAUUUGAUGAUGGCGGUAGAUGAUCCUUCAACCAUUACAAGUGAAGUAAGAAAAAAGAUUUUAAGCAAAUUGUCAGAAGAAACCAAAGUAACUCUCACAAAACUCCAUAAUUCUCUGAAUGAAAAGAGCAUAGAAGACUUUCUUUCUUGUCUGGAUUCAGCAACAGAAACGUGUGAUAUUAUGCUAAAGAAAGGAGACAAGAAAAGAGAAAGGCAGAUAAUGUUCCAGCAUCGACAAGCACUCGCUGAACAGCUGAAAGUCACAGAAGACCCUGCACUCAUUCUGCACCUCACAUCAGUCUUACUGUUUCAGUUCUCAACCCACAGCAUGCUCCAUGCACCAGGAAGAUGUGUCCCACAGAUCAUUGCUUUUCUUAAUAAUAAAAUUCCAGAGGCUCAACAUACUCUUUUGGUACAAUAUCAAGGUUUGGUUGUAAAGCAGUUGGUUAGUCAGAAUAAGAAGACUGGACAGGGAGAUGAUUCUUUGAAUGAGGAAUUGGACAAAGAGCAGCAAGAUAUCAUCAAUACUACUCGUAAAGAACUGAAGGAACUUUCUUCAUCCGUUAAAGACCUGGUUCUGAAAUCCAGGAAGUCAUCUGUGACAGAGGAGUAAUUAUCUUAAUUUAUUUUUGUUAAGUAGUAAAUGUUUCUCCCCAGAAUUAAAGGUGAGUGGUCACAAAAAAAA